CAGCCUUUAAAAGCCGCGCUGCUCGGGAGAAGAGAAGAGAAGAGAAGAGAAGAGAAGAGAGAGGAGAGAAGAGAGAGGAGAGAGGAUGUUGGUGCAGAUCUGAGCCGCCAUGUUGCCGCAGGAGACUGACGUGGUGAGGCGUCUUUAGUGACGUGGUGCGGGUCUGCAGCCUGCUUGUUGUUUGUGCAGCACACAUUCCUUUGUGAAGGUGCGCCGCAAUGGAGCUGAAGAGCGCGUGUCGGGCUCUCCUGCUGCCCGCGCAAAUGUUGCUCUGCCUGGCCCGCUGCGCGCUCUCCUGCCUGGCGCCGAGACGACGGAAGCCGCUGGGCGAGGAGGUGGUGCUGGUGACCGGAGGAGGACGCGGCAUCGGCCGACACCUGGCCAAGGAGUUCGCCCGGCAGGGGGCCAAGAAGGUGAUCCUGUGGGGCCGCACAGAGAAGUCCCUCAAAGAGACGUCAGAAGAGAUCUCUCACUCGGGCACUGAGUGCCACUACUUCCUGUGCGACGUGGCCAAUCGGGAGGAAGUUUACAAGCAAGCCAAGGUUGUUCGAGAAAAGGUGGGAGAUGUUACUAUACUGGUCAACAACGCAGCUGUGGUCCACGGUAAAAGUCUGAUGGACAGCGACGACGACGCUCUGCUGAAAUCUCAGCACAUCAACACCAUGGCACACUUUUGGACCACCAAGGCCUUCCUGCCCCGCAUGCUGGAGCUGCAGCGUGGCCACCUGGUCUGCAUCAACUCCAUCCUGGCCCAGUCCCCCAUCCCCGGGGCCAUAGACUACUGCACCUCCAAGGCGUCCUCCUUGGCCUUCAUGGAGAGCUUGACACUGGGCCUGCUGGACUGUCCCGGCGUGGGUUGCACCACCGUCCUCCCCUUCCACACCAACACCCAAAUGUUCCAAGGCAUGCGAGUCAGAUUCCCUCAUCUGUUCCCGCCCCUCAAGCCUGAAGUGGUUGCCCAGAAGACGGUGGACGCAGUGCGAGCAGACGUGGCCUUCCUCUACCUGCCUUGGACCAUGCACGCCCUGGUGGUUCUUAAAAGCUUCAUGCCACAAGUUGCACUUGAAGAAAUCCACAAGUUUACGGGGAGUUACACCUGCAUGAACACAUUCAAGGGGCGGACAUGAGGACAUGAGCCUCCACCUGGCGUCCAAACAAGCCGGGCACCUCCCCUCGGAGGCAAUAUGGACCUCAGGACAUUUGGAGGUGCAGAAAGUGCCACCGCAAAGACAGCGGGGCGUUCCCAAGGUGCUUGAAGGUGGAACUUUAUUUUGACUGAGGGCUUCUGGGCACCUUUUUCAAGAGAGUCAGGGAUUAUGUGCGUGUGUCACUUGUUUUAGUCCAUUUUUAUGUUUCCUGUUUUAACUUGCUUUCAUUUGUAUUUGCAUCGUCCAGAUAAUAAAAUGCAGUUCUAGAGACAAA
Messenger RNA from Nerophis ophidion (straightnose pipefish), 1422 nucleotides. It is a transcript of the gene dhrs3b, whose product is annotated as dehydrogenase/reductase (SDR family) member 3b. Gene Ontology annotation, cellular component: lipid droplet. The coding region runs from base 219 to 1127 and encodes 302 amino acids. The record is from RefSeq and is a predicted model, not a curated record. The transcript has 6 exons. Lineage: Eukaryota; Metazoa; Chordata; Actinopteri; Syngnathiformes; Syngnathidae. Gene Ontology annotation, molecular function: oxidoreductase activity, acting on the CH-OH group of donors, NAD or NADP as acceptor.